AUGGGACUCCAUUCUCAUAGUCCAGAAGUCUACGAAUCCUCUUUGUUCGUGGAAGACUGCAAAGGGGAUCGGCAAAACUUGACUUAUGGGUCAUUGGAUCGGCAUGCCAUUCCGCGCUAUCGACCAGCCGGUCAAGGUGGCUUACUCGGGUUGGGUCCGAACUAUCGAAUAGUUUCACGUUCAGAUACACGCCUCGAUGUGGAAAAUAUCGAUAUUGAUUCCACACGAAGGUCCCGCAGACAGUCUCUACUCGAGGACCUUCCCGAAGAUGAUGCGGCGGAGAACGUUCCAUCCGGAGUGAGCAGCGAAUCAGAUCUACGCAAGGACUUUCUGAGCUUCGAUAGUGGGCAUCCGAGGAAGAGGAGACGGAUGUGGGCGGAACUGGAACAUGUCCCUUUGCAAGAGGACGAGAGCAGUGAGUCAGACCUAGACAGUGAAGCACUUUCACCCUCCAAGGACGCUUUCGAGGAGUUCAAGAGGGAUCCUGCCCAUCAGCGCCAUAUCGAACUCUUGAGAGCCACGGAAACUCGACCCGAGGACGUGUCGGCAUGGAUUGCUUUGAUCGAGUAUCAGCCCGUUCUAUUUGGCGAUGCGCACAGUUCCCGCAGCUAUGCCACUCCCGCGUCAAGAACGGUGGUCGAUCUCAAAAUAUCGCUGUACGAGCAAGCAUUGUCACGCGUCAAAGGCCGCGAAGGUCGGGAUACUCUGAUCCUGGGUCUCAUGCAAGAAGGGAAGGCCAUUUGGGAUGCAGAUAAACAGGCGUCUAGGUGGCGAACCUUCCUUGGUGACGAGGCCUCGUUUGACCUAUGGCGGCUUUAUCUGAACUUUGUCCAGACAAAUUCCGUCAAAUUCAGUUUUGAGACCUGUUUGGGCAUCUACAAGCAAUGCCUUCAAAAAGCAGGAAACGAGUCAUCUGACUCGAGAGACGCUAGUUCCAUAUACGUCCUUCUCCGCCUGACCUUGUUUCUGUGGCACUCUGGGUUUACGGAACGCGCGGUCGGGAUUUGGCAGGCCCUCCUCGAAUUCAAUUACUUUCGUCCCCAUAUUAGCCCUACCACUGAACUCAUACCAUCCUUUGAGGGAUUCUGGGCAAGCGAGGUUGCGCGAAUCGGGGAGGAAGGUUCUGCGGGGUGGCGGUCGAAUGCAAACGGUGAGGUUGAGGCGAGAAGCGACAAAGAUUUCCAGGUGCGGGACAUGGAUUUUGAGGCCUGGGCAACUGCCGAAACUGAGCUUGAAAGAACCGCAGGGCUGCCUGCAAGAGCUCUAGACGAGGUCAACGAUGAUGAUCCUUAUCGCGUUCUCCUCUUUUCGGAUGUCAAAGACUUCCUCUUCUCCACGACCACCGUGAAAGGCUCGUGGCUUCUGCGAGAUGCAUUCUUCCUGUUCAGUGGCCUUUCGCCACUAUCGUCACUGCCUGAGUCCAGAGUCUGGGAACGGGACCCUUUCAUUCAUAGCCACUUACCUCUCCCCGGCAUCUCUGUGGAAUCUGACAGCCCUGCAAACAGCAGCUUUGGGUUCCAGUUGCGCUUCCAAGAAGUCUUCCUGGCGUCUCAGCAAGUGAACUCCCGGACACACGGCGUUUCACUUUCUAGCCCUGCAAGACUUGUCGAUUCGGCUUUCAGCUUUGUUCGCCGAGCCAUUUCUCAGCUUACGGAACUGGCAGUUGACGAAGAAUCGAGUGAUCUGCAUAUGGAAUAUGCGAUUGCAUUGGAGGCUGGAGUAGACUUGAAAUCCGCCAAGAAACAGACGAGGACAUUUCUCAAGCGCAAGGCUGACAGUCUCAAACUGUACAAUAUAUACGCGCUACUCGAGUGCCGGCUGGACAAUUUUGAAGGUGCUGAAAAGGUUUGGUCAACCGCGUUGUCGAUGCGACAUUCGCUCGGCCAAAAAGAACAGCUUGACUCAUUCCUUCUGUGGCGUGACUGGGCAUACUCGUACAUGCGCCGAAGACAAUUUCAGAAGGCUAGGGCCCUUUUAAAUCGCAUAACAGAGGCACAGGUUAACUUGGCUCAGCUCCGAACAGAAAGCGAGGAGACUACUGAACCAUCUACUACAGUGCGGAUAAAGGUCGACCAUUAUAUCAAAAUGCACAUCGAGCAGAGUUGCUCCCAGAAUCGAGCAGAGCAAUUACCGACACUAAUCGACGUUCUAAUAUUGCAUAGGUAUCUCAAUGCUGAUCUGUCCCUUGACAUAGCCCUACAGACAUACCAUGCAUCUUUAGUCUCUUUCACUGGCUCGUCGACAAUAUCUUCUGCCGUGCUUGAAGCCAUUCACGAGCAGCGGGCUCGCUUCAUUUACGCCCAUUCUGUGACCCUUGAAAGGAGCUUCAAACCGCGAGGACUCGUGCCCAUUCUCAAAGACUCAACAGAAAUGUUUCCCGACAACCUCAACCUCUUACUUCUCCAUCAUUAUUUCCUUCAGAAGGCCGGAUUGUUUGAGCGGUUGCGGCAGCUAGACCCCAAAGAAGAGGGGGCCAACGAUGUACAAACCGGAAAAAGUAUCGUUCGAUGCGUGCUUGAGUUGAUGCUGGAGCUCAACAGACCAUCGUACAGCGGAAGCACUGAUCACAGCAUUCGCUCAGCUUUCAAACGAGUGACGCAACCCGGGUCUCCUGGGCAUGACAGUGUGGAAAUAUGGUACACGUAUGUUCAGUGGGAAACCUCACUAAUUGGAAUCCAUGGUCAUUCAAACCUAGGGAGAAAAACAUCAAGGAGACCCGAAGAGAAAGCCCACAUAUCUGCAGCAAUGGCAACGCAAUCCUUUUAUGCAUCGCUACAAGCAUGUCCGUGGUCGAAAGGACUAUGCAUGCUGGGAUUUACACUUCCAAUAUUGAGAGACGCGAUUGGAGACGCGAGACUCAGACAGGUGUAUCAAACCAUGCUAGACCGAGGUAUGCGGGUGCGCCUUGACAUUUCAGAUACGUUGCCGUAG
Fonsecaea pedrosoi CBS 271.37 is the source of this 2931-nucleotide messenger RNA. RefSeq lists its product as uncharacterized. The coding region runs from base 1 to 2931 and encodes 976 amino acids. The record is from RefSeq and is a predicted model, not a curated record. Gene Ontology annotation, molecular function: protein binding. Gene Ontology annotation, biological process: negative regulation of RNA catabolic process; regulatory ncRNA-mediated post-transcriptional gene silencing. The transcript has a single exon. Gene Ontology annotation, cellular component: catalytic step 2 spliceosome. Lineage: Eukaryota; Fungi; Ascomycota; Eurotiomycetes; Chaetothyriales; Herpotrichiellaceae.